GGCACCCACGGCCCCGCGUGGGGACGCGGCACGGGACACGCACACCCCGCGACCCGGCCGUGUUUGCCUGGGGACACGGCGCAGAGGUCCCUUCACCGGGCAUUGUGGGUGGCACCCCUUCGAGCUGGGACAGCGCACGGCGCCUUUGCGCGGGGGCACGGCACGGUACACGGCACGGCUGCUUUCCCUUGGGACAUGGCAUCGCGUGGGGACACAGCGUGGCUCCCCUGGCACCGGGACAUGGUGUGGGGGCGCAGAUGGGGCCACUUCUGUGCUGGGAUGUGGCAUGGAUACAGCACACCCUCCUUCGCAAGGGGACGCGCUGUGGAACAUGUGGCACCAGGACAUGCUGUGGUCUCCUUCCACAGAGCGGGGGCAUGGCAGAGCCCCCUUCACAGGGGUGUAGGGACAGACACCUCUGUGUGGGGACCCAGCAUGCGGUGGCUUGGCCAUUUCACCAGCCCCGUCCCCCAGCGUUCCUCGGCUGAGGCUGGACUUAGUCACCGCUGGGAUAACGGGGCUGGGUCUAUCCCCUUCCUUCCCUGGAAAUCCCCGGAGGGUGUCAUCAGGGAAGCCCUGGUAGCCCUGCCCCAAGCGGGAUAUUAUAGGCAUACACGGCUCCACGGCCACCCACAGUAUUUUGGCCACCCGAGGCUCACGCGGGGCUGUCCCCUCCCCGUGGUCCCCGGGGCUCGGAGCAGAUGUCCUGCCUGGGGGCUGCAGCCUGGGCGCCUGCCUACCCUAGGGCUGCAGCCGGGGCUCUCUUCCCCCAGAUUCCCUCUUGCAGUCCGGGGGUGCUCCUGCACCCCUGCAAACACAUCCCUGCCAACACCCUGUGACGGCCCCGGGACCUGCUGCCUCCCUGCCACCAGCUGGAGAGGAGAAGCCAGCGGGGACUGCCGGGAAGGGGGACUAACCCCCCAUCCAUGGCAGGGAACAACUGCCCGGGGCUACCGGAGAGCAGCCAGUGCCCUGAGCCUACACCUGUCCCUUGUCCCCACACCAUCCACGCCAUUGCCCUGGAGGCUCCCGGUGAGCCCCAGCCAUGUAGGCACAGCCUGGGGCUCCACUGACGGCCACCAUCAACAUGCAGCAGGGCUACGCUGCCGUCCUAUGUGUCCUGGCCGUGCUGGGGCUGGAGGCCGCGGCGCCGGGCGAAUGCGAGCUCACCCGCCUGCUCCAGGACAAGCUGCAGUAUGAGAUGCGCCUGCAGUACAUGAAACAUUACUUUCCCAUCGACUACACAGUCCAGGUCCAGUAUGAAGAGGUGCUGAGGCCUUCCAACAUCACCCGCCUGCGCAACGGGACCGUGUCGGAGGCAGCGCUGCGGUACCUCUGGUUCCAUGUCAGCUCCCAGGCCGUGCUGCGGAUCCGUGAGGUGCUGCCAGAGAAGCACCCAUCCUGGAAGUACACCCAGGAGCUCUGCCAGCUCUUUGAUGCCCUGGGCGAGGAGUACAGCAAGUACCGGCAGGUGAGGAUCCCCCCGGCACCCCAGCCCAGCCGCACGUCUCGCACUCCUGUGCUGGGGGGCACGCACUGA
Molecule: messenger RNA, 1540 nt
Organism: Onychostruthus taczanowskii (white-rumped snowfinch)
Lineage: Eukaryota; Metazoa; Chordata; Aves; Passeriformes; Passeridae
Gene: IL34
Product: interleukin 34
Exons: 4
Coding region: 1088-1540 (150 amino acids)
Biological process (GO): positive regulation of macrophage differentiation; positive regulation of protein phosphorylation; positive regulation of monocyte differentiation
Molecular function (GO): macrophage colony-stimulating factor receptor binding; cytokine activity
Source: RefSeq, a predicted model, not a curated record